Messenger RNA from Achroia grisella, 4681 nucleotides. It is a transcript of the gene oc, whose product is annotated as homeobox protein OTX1. Bases 539 to 2032 code for a protein of 497 amino acids. Gene Ontology annotation, molecular function: DNA-binding transcription factor activity, RNA polymerase II-specific; RNA polymerase II cis-regulatory region sequence-specific DNA binding. The record is from RefSeq and is a predicted model, not a curated record. The transcript is spliced from 5 exons. Lineage: Eukaryota; Metazoa; Arthropoda; Insecta; Lepidoptera; Pyralidae. Gene Ontology annotation, biological process: regulation of transcription by RNA polymerase II. Gene Ontology annotation, cellular component: nucleus.
CCGUGUUCGUAUAGAACGCGUCGCCCGACCUGUACCCAUACUAUAGGACUCGCGGUUGUAACACGGACAGUGUAGUGUAUUGUUUAUUUUUGAAUUUCGAAUACCUAAUAUUUUUGAAUUUCGAAUAAAGGCCUCAUUUUGUACAACGAAUAUACACUUCGGUUUUACACGAUUACAAACUGAUUUUCGUUUCUGUUAAUCGGACUUUGACAAGGACGUGUAAUUAGGAAAUCGAAAGUCACUGAUUAAGUGAGUUUUUUUCGCGAUAAGAUAAUUUCACGAAGGAGCGUCGCAUUGGUUCCACGUUCGUGCCAAGUGAUUGAUCGUCGCGUUUCAUUAACAGUGCGAUUAUCUAGUUUUAUACUGAGUGCGUUCAUUAAUAUUUGAAAGUUUGGAUUUUAUGCGAAAAAGACCAACCAUAAAAAUGCCAUCGCCGGUCCAAAUUAAUUGUGCAACGUUAUAAAAAACGACAUCGACCAUGUCGAUACACACACGAAAGAGGCUGUUGCGGUGACUACCUACGGCGGACAAUAGCAAUAUGGCGUUAUUAACUAACUCGGCGACAGCUACUGGCCCGACAGCGACUGGGCCAGCUGCGCCACAAGCGCACCACUCUACAACGCCACUGCACCACUAUUUCCACUACUUGAAGCAACCGUCGCCUCUCGCGCAGAAUCCUUACGCGCACCACUCCAGCGCUCAUCACAUGGGGAUGGGACCGGGGCCUUUGGGGAGCUUGGGGCCGUUUGGACUGACGCAUCAUGGCCUGGAAGCUGUCGGGUUUCCCCAAGGUGUGAAUCCGAGAAAGCAGCGGCGAGAGCGGACUACAUUCACGAGGGCACAGCUGGACGUGCUCGAAGCCCUGUUCGGGAAGACCAGGUACCCUGACAUCUUCAUGAGGGAGGAGGUGGCCUUGAAGAUCAACCUGCCGGAGUCUAGAGUACAGGUGUGGUUCAAGAACCGAAGAGCGAAAUGCAGGCAACAGCUCCAGCAGCAGACCAACACGCAGAUAUCAAGCAAAUCCUCCGCCUCCAAAACCUCAUCCAUAUCAUCCAGUUCCAAUAUAAAGAGCAGCAACAGUUCCAAUUCCUCAUCAGCUAAGAUUACCACGUCGAAAUCAUUAACCAGUUCGACGAAUAGCAUAGCAAAUACGCAGAACACUUCUAGCAUCACCACUUCAUCACCGAACCUUCCCAUCACCCCUACAACAUCAGUCAGUCCUCCUAUAAAUGUUAUAUGUAAGAAAGAAUCAGCUCCAUCUAAUUAUGAAACAUCACCACUCAAUAAGAACAGUCUAAGCUCACUAAGUCAUCACUACAACUCCAAUGACACGUUAAGAAUCAGUGGGAAAGAAUCAUCACCAUCGGAUUCCAUAUCAAACGUGCACGGCUACGGUGUAACCCCGAAACAGGAGUUGUACAAUAGUCCAAAAAGAUUGGACUAUUCGAGCAAAUUGGACUAUUCGGAGAAGUCAUUCGGGAGCAGUUUGGUCAAAGAUCAGUAUAGCUCGAGGCUGACUGGGAACUUGACUCCUCUAGGGUCGAACUCCUCGAUCAUGACAACCCCUUCACCCCCUAUCACCCCUCAGAGCUUGAACGGCCCGGGGAACGUUUAUCAUCCUGAUAACUAUAACAGCUUCCACUGGCCUGGCAGCUCAGAUUACAUCAGAAGCUACUCCACGACUCAUCAUCAUCAGGGAUAUGGGCAGGGUGCUUACAAUUCGCCCUAUUAUCCAAGUCAGAUGGAAUACUUCAACGGAUCUUCAGUGAAUCAGGCGCAUGGCAGCCAUCACGGCCACAACCUGACCGCGAACGGCAACCAACUUUACAACCAAGUAUCGUUCGGCAACCCAUCACCGCCUUCAGCGUGGCCAUCCCACCACAACAUCCUGUCUUCAGGUGCUGAAUCACCAGAAAACCAGUCGCAGAACUCACCCCAUUUGAGCAUGCUUCAAGCGUCACAGAUAACAAACUUUCCUAACUCAGGUAAUAGUUAUUUUGCGCCUGAAAAAUAUGGAAUCAACAUGGUUUAGUGUUUCUAGUCCUUUAUUUGUAGAUUGUAAAUAUUUGUACAAUUUUAAAUCGAUAUACCUAUACUAUUUCUUCAAAGGACGGUUUACAUAGAUUUAGUGUGUUUCCGAACGGUUUAGUACUUUUUAUUUCGGCCAUCUUUAAUGCUUGCAUUCUCGAUUGUUUUCAGAUUUCAUUAAUCAUUUUUAUUUAUUCUUAUUUAAAUACAAUUUACAAUAUCUUAAACAGGAAAUGAUUUCUGAAAUCUGAAUGUAUGAGACAAUGCAACGUCUGUACAUAUCAUUGGAUAAAAGUUAUUAGUAAUUAUCAAGUCGUAUUUUUUUACGAAACAAUCCAUUUCUUUGUAAACCGCACUUAAAAGGGCUAAAAGUUUUUUUUUAAUAUGUAAUGUAAACUUGUUUUUGGCAUGACUUAGGUUUAUAAUGCAUUCUAUAUUUUAAUACGGAUUGAAAUUAUCGUAUUCCAGAAAACAUAUCGUAUAAUUAGCAUAUAGUAAAAAAAACACUUAAUUUUUAAGAUCUACAUUAUAAAUGCUAAUAAUAAGCUUACUGCUAAAACCUUUAAAACAGAUUUUGUAAUCCGAUACCGGGUUCGAUUCUCAGGCGUCUUUGCCACAGUAGAGAUAACAGUGUGACAGUAACAUCCUAGAAGCUCGACGUCAUUCCACUUGUCUAUGGAAAGGUCAAACCAUCCCAUUAAUAGCUUAUCGUAACUUUAUAUUCCUAAAGCAUGCCAAAUGCUACAUUUACAGUUAACGACUUAUAUAAAUAUGUUCCGACUGAUGCCAAAUGGAAAUUGUAAACUUUCAACGAAAUAUUGUAAAAAGGCCUAUCUGUGUAUCGAAGUAAUGUUGAUCAUUUCAAAGGAAAUCAUUUAAUUAAGUGUAUGUAUAGAGAUUUCGUUUCAUAUAUUUGCUUCCAGAUUCCUAUGUAUAAAUACUUGAGUCAUAUCACUUAUUGAUUAAAAUAUAUUUUUAGGUUAUGUUUAGUGAAGUGAUUCGCUAAGGUAACACAUUAAUAAAUAUAGUUUUAUUGUAAAUAUAUGUAUUUGAGAUUUUUAUUUAAAUGAAAAUGUAAAUGUGUGUGUUCCGGAUGUAUAUGUGACUAAUAAUAUGUAGUUUAAGUAUCAGUAUGUAAUAAAAUCUGGAAUUCAACGAUACUGGUCAGUUUUUAUCGAUGGCAGGAUAAAGCAUUUAAGCCCACUUUACACUGGUUUAGUAACUUAGUAGAGUGGCCAGUAUUUAGUCCCACUUUGAUGAAAUAAACCGGAAUUUAAUUGUUCAGAUAAUUAUAGCUCUCUAAUACAUUCAAUAUAAAGAAAACACGUUAUAGACUUCUUGUGGAAUAUUAUUAUUAUAAUUCUAACAGCCCAUUAUCAUUGUAGUGAGAUAUUUCCUAUUAAGAAGAUUUACAAUUAUUGCGUUGUACAUGUGACUUGGUAAGAGUUUCAUUCCGUGAUUUUCUUCUCUUGUGUCAGUGAUUUGUGCUUUCUUCCCCAUAGCCGCUUCUGUCGUCAUAAUAGAGAUAAAAUGAAAUCUUACUCUUCUACAUAAAGGAGGGAAUAUACAGCGGACUAAUUAUGAUAGUAUAUUUGCAAGAUCAUAUGACCAGAAUAAUGCAUGCAACGCUGGAGAACAGAGUGAUUUCUUUUAAUAUUUGUGUCAAAGUACGUAUGUAAAUAUUUGAUUAAGUGUGUACGUAUUUUGAAAGAUUUUUUUUGUAAUAAUUUGUAUGAUUCUUAGACAAAUUACAGAUAGUCCAAAAUUGUCGAAAAUAGGUACUCCUCCUUUUUUUAAGAUACUUUCAAACAAAAAGAAGCCAUUUGUUAUUAUGUAGGUACAAUUUCUUUCUUUUUUAAUUUACUUCAGAGCUGUCUAUUAAUAGAAAUUACUUUACUGAACGUAAUGAACAAUAAAGAAAAGUCACUCAAAUGACUCAAAAGUCGUUCAGUGACUAUUCAUGUUAUUACGUAAAAGUAAACUCACAAAUCCAUCUUAUCAAUUACUUUCAAUUUUGUUUGCAACUAUAGGAGAAAAUAGGUCAAUAACUAAAGUUUAUAAACGAUUGCCGUUUUUAUGAAUGAGAGGAAAUUACUUAACAUUUAUAUAGGAACGUAAAAUUUGUUAUAUUUACGUACGAUUUUCAUACGAAUGUAUCCCCUUGUGUGCGACUUAAGAGGCUUACAGGACCGUGCAUUUAAUAACCGCAAGGUCGCCAUUUUCUAAUUGUGGUUUUACGAUAUUAUUAUUAUUUGAAUUAUAAAUGGAAGAUGUUUUUAAAUCUCUAUAUAUCAAUUAUUGGUUUUUUAUUUGAAUGAAUUUGUCCUACUGUGUUUGUCAAGGUUGAACUUGUGUUUUGUUUUAUAAACAAUUUAUACAUUUGUAUAUUAAAUCUGCUUUACUGGAAGGAUAUUGUAAACAUAUUAUGUAUUUACAUCGAUGUUUCUUUUAAGCAGAAUUAGCGUAUCAAUUUUAAUAGCUCCGUCUACCUAAUGAUCGACCACACAAUUCCUCCUACAUUACACAAUACAAUUUACAAAAUUAAUCAUGAGAAUUACAUUCUCCAGAGGGCAUAAAAUAAAAAAACUCUUAAUUUAUUGACUCAUUCAAUCACUCAAUCGUUAGCUCAAUCACCGACUAACAGCAAUACUCA